Molecule: messenger RNA, 2254 nt
Organism: Adelges cooleyi (spruce gall adelgid)
Lineage: Eukaryota; Metazoa; Arthropoda; Insecta; Hemiptera; Adelgidae
Product: nose resistant to fluoxetine protein 6-like
Exons: 13
Coding region: 101-2167 (688 amino acids)
Molecular function (GO): acyltransferase activity, transferring groups other than amino-acyl groups
Source: RefSeq, a predicted model, not a curated record
AAUUCCAAUAUGCUCACAUUCGACGGUUUCUUAGGCCGUUUUCCUUGGCAAUGAUAAACAUGUGUAAUGUCAACGUCGACCGUUGAUAACCGAUAACUGUAUGCUUAAGUACACCAUUUUGUCGGUUACUUUUGACCGUGGCGAUUUCCAGCAACAAAGGUGGGUGACCAAAACACUUGCCGACGCUCUGGAUAAUUACUUACCGGAUGGCGGACAACUUUGUGAACGUCACGGACAAACGUACCGAGAAGGGCUCAAAGACUUUAAGCUUUGGGCCACCCGAAUGUACGAUUCAUCGUCUAAAUUUCCAACUGGCAUUCUUGCCGGCCGAUCGUUUGAUUUUGGACACUUUGACGAAUGUUUGGAAACCGACACGACCGGACUGGGAUUCCAACCACAGUAUUGCAUUGUAAAUAUCCGUUUUUCACCUAGUCCUCGACUUUAUCCGGAUUUCUACAACACUUCAUCGCCAAAGUCGAGCCCCAACGUUUCAGCGUGGGAAGCCACCAAGUUCGAUCCGAAUCCGGCUAAAAUUCAACGCAACGAGAUCAACACGGCCAUUUGCGUACCUUCCUCGUGUACUCCUUCGGAAUUGCAAAAUUCGUUGUCUUCCAAAGUAAUUACUGCGUUUGCAGAACAGAGUAUCGAUGCUUAUGUCACGGUCAACCCAGUGUAUUGUACCUCACCGGAUCAUCAACCGCCAAAGUUAUUUGGAUAUAAAAUAUUUUGGGGCUUUGUUUUGUUUAUUGUCGGAAUAACAAUUGUGGGCACGCUAUACGAUGUGUUCACGUUAAAAGAAAACCAAUCAAAAUUAAAAACAUUUUUCGUGAUAUUCUCUUUUAAAGCCAACACCGAUCGACUGUUUUUGGCUAAUAGCAAAUCCGAAGACUUGUCCGGCAUUAAUUUUAUAAAAACAUAUGCGUGUAUAACCGUCAUACUGGGCCACAGAUUGAUCUAUACCGUAGGCCAACCUUUGCAUAAUCCUAAAAACGUCGAAGAAACAGCCGACCAAUGGUCGCACGCCUUGCAGCGCAACGGAGCGCUGAUCGUCGAUAUGUUUUUUGUAAUCAGCGGUUUUUUAACGUUCCAUUUCCUCUACGAAGAAUUGACUAAAACCAAAAAGUUCAACUUGACGAUGCUCCUCAUUUGGAGAUGGUUAAGAGUUAUGCCGUUGUACGGUUUGCUAAUAGCGUUCCAUACGUUUGUGUUGGCACACCUGACGAACGGUCCACUAUGGAAAAAAUUAGCCGUUAGGGAAUCUGAGUAUUGUCAGCAAAAUUGGUGGACAAACGUGUUGUUUUUAAACAACUACGUGAACUCAAACCGACCGUGUAUGAUACAGUCUUGGUAUUUGGCGUGCGACAUGCAUUUCUUCAUUGCCGGCGUACUGCUGGUGUAUUUCGCUUGGAAGUACCAAAGAUAUAGUGUUUACGCCAUGUUGGUUGUAAUUUUUAUAUCUUGUCUAAUUCCCACGUUCGUCGUGUACAGAAAUCAUUUUUAUCCGACAUUCAUGAAUUACAUAUCGACACUGAAUCAUCUUCCUGACCAUCGAAGUUACACAGAGUUAUACAUUCCCAGUCACACGAGAUCGACGCCUUACUUCGUUGGCCUGUUUGCGGCGUACGUUUAUCGCUACUUAAGGUUGGACAAGCCAAAAUUCCAAUUUCCGUGUCCAAACGUUUUGCUGGCUUUGCUUUCCAUUAGCUGUGCACUACUAUUUCUAACGGUCCACGUGUUCUACAUGUACAAAUAUAACCUAUGGAUGAGCAUCUUCUACGCGCUCACGUUCCGCUUGAUAUUCGCCGCCAUCACAUCAGCCAUCAUACUGAUAUUUGCCGUGAACAAGAUCAAAGGGUGUUUGACCAAUGUGUUUGUGCCACUUGGAAAAUUAACCUAUGGAGCGUACUUGGGCGGUUUGACCAUGCAGUUACUCCAGGUUGCGUCUGUUAGAUCUCCAACAUAUUUCAACCCUAAGCUAACGUUGUGGUAUGCUAUUGCAGAUAUAGUGGUUGGCUUCAUAGUGGCGUUUUUUCUGUAUACUUUAAUUGAAUCGCCAUUCGACACCUUACUUAAGCAACUCAUUCCCAACGCGAGUACAGGAAGUGGAAAAAUGAGAAGCCGGCCAAAUCCAAAUGUAUCGAGAAACAUAAAAAUGGCACCACAAUAAUAGUGUUUAUAUUAUUAUGUAAUUAGCUUUGAAUGUUUUGCAUUGCACCGCGCAAAACAGUAUUAUUAAGAUUUGUGAAAAAAUUGU